CCGGGAUCCCAUUUCCACGGGGAACGAGGGAAGCAAAUCGGGUGUCUCGACGAGGAGGCAAGUCAGUUCCGAUGAUGAUGCACCGUCACGGAGGAAUGCACCCCCACCCUUCGAAAUCGGCAAAGGGCUUUACUCGGUGGAAUUCCCACUACUCCAACCGAAGUAUCAGCGCACUCGACAUACAGGGGAAGAAGAAAUGACGGAAAGGAAGAAGGAAAGAAGGAAAGGAACAUAUAAAAAAUAUAUAUUUUUUCUGUGUGCGGUAGGCUCUCGAGGCUGGGUGGUGAUCGUUGCUUGAAUCCUCCUACCUCGCAGGUGUGUGUAUGCGAGCUACACAUUGAACUUGGGCGUAGGACUGUUUUUUCAUUUCCCGGCUGGCUGGCUGGUUGGCUGAGUGGGCUUUGAUAUGCUACGGAACAGGUGAAUUUGUGUUGGUUGUGAGGUUGACUGACGUCGUUAUCCGUGUGGGUCGAGAGAGAUCGAGAAAGUGUGUUUAAAGUACGAUUUCGAGCCAGUUCGUGUACCUUUGGAUACGGUUUUUGGUUUUGCUGUGUUUCUUCCGUGUGGUGUGGAGAGUUCCCUUUUCUUGAAAGCGUAUGGCGAUGCAUGGUCCGCUGCGCAGGGAGGCCGUGGGGUAAUUGCAGAGCCGCUAGUGUGCCUGCCAGGUUUGGGUUUCGUGAUUCGCGAGGCGAGUUCGCUUCCGGGAAUCAGGAGCAGGGCUUUUAUUUCAUUUUGCUUUAUUUUUAUUAUUUUCAUUUUUUUCUCGCGCGAAGGGAUACUAGUUGGUCGUGUCGGGAGUUCAGUGUGUGGGAGGGGAAGCAGCGGAGCAAUGAAUCCGUGGGGUUUUGUGCUGUCGCUGCACUUGGAUUCGAAGUCGCAAGUGAUAGGAUGAGUGGCUGCCUGACUAGAGUGACCCUGUUGCACGGAGGGAAGCCUUCCGUCUUUGUUGUUUCUGCUAGACAAUUGCUAGGAUUAUCGCCAAUUUAUGGUCACUCCUCGUCAUUGAUCGCUUUUCACCAUAUUGUAUACCGAGAUAGGGAGGAGUGUUUGUAAAAUGGGUUGUAGACUCGGUAAUUGUGGCCGAAUCAGUGCUACCAGCCCUGUGGAAAGAGAUUUGUUCUGCGGGUUGGAGUCGAUUUGAGGCUCCUAGUUUUGGAGCAUGUUCAUGCACACAUAUUGAAUAGUUUUCGUUGCAAGUGUGAGAACAUUUCGGGGUUUAGAAUGGCAGGUAUGUGGAUCACUCGGCUUGGAAUCAAGGGCCAUGAAGUCAACAAUCAGGCUAAGGGCGAAGUGCUCCCUGGCCAGACCAUCUUAAGAAGAGAGAUAUGGUCGUCGCUUCCAGACGAUGUCCUGGACCGCGUGAUAGCCCGGCUCCCCCUCCAGUAUCUCAUCCGCAUGCAGUCUGUGUGCAAAAAAUGGAAAAUCAAGCUCCGAACGUCGAGUUUCAUUCGUCUCUGCGAAGCCGAGUCCGAGACCGCCCCUGCGGAGUGGUUCCUCACCUUUGGCCAACAGAAGGUGGGCACUGUCUGCUUCGCCUAUGACGUGCAGCUAUCGAAAUGGUACAGUCUCCCUCUAGGGUUUCUCCCCUUUGACCUAAAUACGAAAGCUCCUCUCGCUGCUGCCGAUGGCUUGAUCUGCCUUGGUGCAGGGUGGAAUGCAACCGCCAGAGGAGUCAUGCCGACCAAGCUCAUCAUCUGUAAUCCUUUAUCAAGGUUCUGGCGGGAUGUACCCUCCCCCCCCCAGCUCGAUCCAGCCACGAGCUUGGUGAGUGUGGCGGGGCUUGUGGUGGACAGGUUUGCGGGUACCUACAAGCUUAUUGUAAUUGGAGAAGUGAGGAGAGAGGACAGCAGCAGUAGCCGAGAGUAUAAAGUUUUGGUUGCGUAUAUAUUCGACUCCGUUUCGCAAGAUUGGAAGUCUUACGAAGCGGAGCUGGAUCCUUUGGAUUCUUUCACUUCGUUCCUUGCAAGUCACUUUCGGACACUUGUCGGGCAUUCGAUACGAGCGGUCCUGUGUUCAGCGGUUUGCGAGGGCGUGCUCUACUGCUUAACUGCGCGGCCAUAUCAGCUCCAUGCAUUCAACGUGGUGAAUGAAGAAUGGAACAGGUUAAAGAUCUCCUUACCAGCGGAGAUUAGUGGCCCGAGCCUCGUAGCUCGCCCUGGCCAUCUCUUCCUCGUGGGUGCAUACCGUCACAACCAGCACGAUAAGAGUAACAAUAUUGGCAUCUGGGAGCUUGACGAAGAUACACGGCGAUGGAACGUCGUGGACAUUCUCUUGGAAGCCAUGUGCAGCGGCAGACGAAGCCCUCCAAAGAGUCCCCCACGGUCCUUUAGGCGGGAUGACAACGACGACGUAAUUCUUUUCGUGAAAUGGGCCACGAGGUUUCUGGCUUACAACGUGAGCAAGAAGUCUUGGGUAUGGUUGCCGCCCUGCGUCCCGACUGCACCAGGGGCAGCGCCGGUCUCACAGCCUUAUCACAACGGUUAUGUUUUCACCCCAAGCCUCCUACUCCCGUAAUUCGAAGAGUUGGAUCCGUUAAAGUGAUCUGUAAGUGACAAUUGAAGCUCCGAUCGGUGGCACUUUUUAUUUAAUUGUCCACCUCGAAGGUUAGAGCUGCAAUGCGCAUGUUUAACUGUGCACCAGGAACAAGGAAAUUCCCUGGAAAACAACAGCACACCGUUUGGAACGGAGGCCCUUUGCUUCCAAUUCGGGAUGUUCUCGACGUCUUCAAUAGGUGGAGCGAGUGAAGGCAAAGGAUUAGAUGUUUACUCAAGCAUAUUAUUAGUGCUAACGAUUUUCUUUUGCAAUUGGCAACUUGUGUGGGCAUUCUUCAAUGCAGUUCGGGGCGCCGUCUUGAUUGAUUUGAUCCUGUAAGACGAGACGUCAAGUUAAUCUCCUUCGAUUUUACCAAGUCAGCGAUGAGACUCGACACUCACCCAAGGAUUGACAAGCUUUCAAGAAGGCAUAUUUCUGGCUGUAAGCCGCUGACCGUGAUCAAUCAAAAGUAGCAUUUGGUUGAUUCAAGCUCGUAGGUGAAGGUAUAGAUGAUUGAUAAGUUCAUGGAGCGAUAAUCCUUUAAAUUAUUCAUUUGGAUACCGUCGAUACUUUUUAUCACGGAAGGGCAGGGAUCCUGUGUUUAGGGUGUGAAUUAAACUGAGUCUUUCACUUGGAAGAGUCGGUGAAAGCAUUUGACUGUAUACCAAAAAGUGUUACAACUCUCCAGGAUAUUGUGAACACCCUCAAAAUUGUAGAAUUGGUGUCCAUGCUACAUGGCUUCCGUCACAUUGUUGUAGCAGACGACGUUGUGUCCCGAGCUAGUUUUAGAUCUCCAUUCUCAAGGGGGUAUCUGUAACUACUCCGCGGAAGGCAUGUUAAAGUGGCAAAAGCUUGUUGGCUACCUUCAGGAGACCUCAUAGUCGGUGAAAAACUGUAAUGUUAAAUGAAGCAAAAUGUACAAUUUUGCAUUCAAAUAUCUGAUGAAAUUGACCAUGAUUUUGUAA
Molecule: messenger RNA, 3497 nt
Organism: Physcomitrium patens
Lineage: Eukaryota; Viridiplantae; Streptophyta; Bryopsida; Funariales; Funariaceae
Source: RefSeq, a predicted model, not a curated record